This is a messenger RNA of Opisthorchis viverrini, 2310 nucleotides long. RefSeq lists its product as hypothetical. Lineage: Eukaryota; Metazoa; Platyhelminthes; Trematoda; Opisthorchiida; Opisthorchiidae. The transcript has 13 exons. Bases 1 to 2310 code for a protein of 769 amino acids. The record is from RefSeq and is a predicted model, not a curated record.
AUGUUGGUUGAUAUCUUCGAGAUGGAUCGUUAUCGAAAGGACUACAUACCGAAUGGUGUUUUCAACACUAUUGGUUCGGACAAGAGCGGUUCACUGGGACCAACAGCGUUGUGCGAAGAGACACGGAACACAUACUCAAUACCCGGUUUAAGCUCUGGUCGAGAUGGCUUCCCGGGUAACGCUGAGGAAACGGAAUCAGAUGUGGGCAGUCAGGGGAAUGUACACAAAAGGAUCAUAGCAACUGGCUGGAACGGGAAGGCUGAAAACGCACUUGGUCUGUACGGAGCUUUGAUCGGUGUUCGGGUUUCGACGGGUUCACUCUUGCCGACAGCAUUCACCGCAACCACGCGGAACAGAUACUCUGUCCCACUGGCUAAUGAGUUUGCGGUCUCUUUGUCACUCGAAGAUUGGUUUCCCUGGCAGGAUGAAAUCUCUGUCAGAAAGUAUAGGAUCACCACACCACCAUCAAUCAAUGGAAUCACUUUGAAAAACGAAUUUAGUUACGACAAGUGUGGGAAACAUACCAUGUGGACAUUUCAUGAAAAUGCCUUCGAGCGUUUCUGUUCGUACGCCAGUAUCGAUCGCAUUCACGGCACUCACUCCGAAAGAUCCUGUCGUGCUACCUGUGUGAUCGCACAGGCAAUCAGAAUAACGGAAUUGGGACCGGAAGGGAUGAUCGCAACCUACGCCGACAAUCCACUUGCCGUUUUCUGGCCUGUGGACUUUGACGCUGUGCUGCGCAGAAUCGGCUGGGUUUCCACAAAGUCCGACUGUCCCACCUCGGUCUUGCAGGCUACAGAAAAUAUGUACGAUUUGCCAACAGUCAAUCCUUUGGUAACCGGCAUCGCCAUGUCCGGUGUAGUGCCAACUGAUUUAGUUGAACGUGUCGACGCUUCACGGAAUUCAACCACGUAUUCCACUACACCUUCAGCUCCGCCAAGCUGUUCCGGAGCCUCCCACUCACCAGCGUCUUCCCGUUUCACCUUGCCCAGUGGUAGCGACGUCAUUCCGGAGACCACAUCUGGUUUGAAUCGAGGAGCUUGUGGUGCACCUGGUUCGGCAUCAGGACGCACUCUCGGCUUCCAUGUCCAUUGGACUGUUGGUUUUGGACUGGCGGCGAACGGUACCUCGAUGACGGUGGAUGCUCCAGCUUUGAGGAUGAUUUUAUCGGUGAACUUCUCGGAAAGUUUCAAAUCACCAGCGUCUUCCCGUUUCACCUUGCCCAGUGGUAGCGACGUCAUUCCGGAGACCACAUCUGGUUUGAAUCGAGAAGCUUGUGGUGCACCUGGUUCGGCAUCAGGACGCAGUCUCGGCUUCCAUGUCCAUUGGACUGUUGGUUUUGGACUGGCGGCGAACGGUACCUCGAUGACGUCACCAGCGUCUUCCCGUUUCACCUUGCCCAGUGGUAGCGACGUCAUUCCGGAGACCACAUCUGGUUUGAAUCGAGGAGCUUGUGGUGCACCUGGUUCGGCAUCAGGACGCACUCUCGGCUUCCAUGUCCAUUGGACUGUUGGUUUUGGACUGGCGGCGAACGGUACCUCGAUGACGGUGGAUGCUCCAGCUUUGAGGAUGAUUUUAUCGGUGAACUUCUCGGAAAGUUUCAGUGUUGGUGCCACUAAUAUCAGAAAGGAUAAUGGAUAUUGGACUGUUUUGGACUCGCUACGAAGGAAAUUCGCAGCCGCCUCCCAGAAUCAGAAAUUGUACAGUCAACGUUCCAUUAGAUUUUCUGGAGAAUAUCAAGAGAAAUUCGCAGCCGCCUCCCAGAAUCAGAAAUUGUACAGUCAACGUUCCAUUAGAUUUUCUGGAGAAUAUCAAGAGUCACCAGCGUCUUCCCGUUUCACCUUGCCCAGUGGUAGCGACGUCAUUCCGGAGACCACAUCUGGUUUGAAUCGAGGAGCUUGUGGUGCACCUGGUUCGGCAUCAGGACGCACUCUCGGCUUCCAUGUCCAUUGGACUGUUGGUUUUGGACUGGCGGCGAACGGUACCUCGAUGACGGUGGAUGCUCCAGCUUUGAGGACGAUUUUAUCGUCACCAGCGUCUUCCCGUUUCACCUUGCCCAGUGGUAGCGACGUCAUUCCGGAGACCACAUCUGGUUUGAAUCGAGGAGCUUGUGGUGCACCUGGUUCGGCAUCAGGACGCAGUCUCGGCUUCCAUGUCCAUUGGACUGUUGGUUUUGGACUGGCGGCGAACGGUACCUCGAUGACGGUGGAUGCUCCAGCUUUGAGGAUGAUUUUAUCGGUGAACUUCUCGGAAAGUUUGAGAACUGGUGCAACUGGAGUUCAAUAUAAUAGCAAUGAGGGAAUAGUUUAG